Molecule: messenger RNA, 426 nt
Organism: Kazachstania africana CBS 2517
Lineage: Eukaryota; Fungi; Ascomycota; Saccharomycetes; Saccharomycetales; Saccharomycetaceae
Gene: SGN1
Product: Sgn1p
Exons: 1
Coding region: 1-426 (141 amino acids)
Molecular function (GO): RNA binding
Source: RefSeq, a predicted model, not a curated record
AUGGAAAUAUCCGGUGACCUUAAUAGCAUACCUAUAUCACUAGUAGAUAAUGGAGCUCAUUCUUCUGGUGUCAAAGUUAAGGUCUUAACCAAACCUGACAAGAUUACUAAAAUGGCAGUCCAAAGAGAUGCUGAUUCCAAGUCAAUAUUUGUACGUAAUAUACAUUCAGAUACCACACCUGAAAUAAUAGAAGAACAUUUUAAGGAAUGUGGGUCCAUUAAGAGGAUAACCAUCUUAUGUAAUAAAUCUACAAAUAAAUUUAACGGAUAUGCUUACAUAGAGUUUGACUCUCGGGAAAAGAGAGAACAGGCAUUAUUGCUAGACAACACAGAGCUUAAUGGCUGUAAAAUCUCUGUCUUAAGGAAGAGAACAAAUAGACCGACUUCGAAUAUCUAUGAUAAAGGAAGGAAAACUUCAUCUAUUUGA